Molecule: messenger RNA, 2512 nt
Organism: Plectropomus leopardus (leopard coralgrouper)
Lineage: Eukaryota; Metazoa; Chordata; Actinopteri; Perciformes; Serranidae
Gene: prlrb
Product: prolactin receptor b
Biological process (GO): cytokine-mediated signaling pathway
Cellular component (GO): external side of plasma membrane; signaling receptor complex
Molecular function (GO): cytokine binding; cytokine receptor activity
Source: RefSeq, a predicted model, not a curated record
UUCACCUCUUUAGGUGACUGAGUGCAUUAGGCAUUUCAGCACUGCUACAAAAAGCAGGAAGUCCAAAAACCUGCAGAAAAUCAAUGCAGGUCUGUGUGGCAAAUAUGUGCAUUAAGGCUGAGUGUGUUGUCACAUGCAUGCCAGCCAUUCAGAAGUCUUUGUGUGUGUGUUUGAUCUUUAUCUGAGUCAGCGGGCGUGAAUGAAAACAAGCUCUCUGAAAAAGGGAAUAUAUAAAAUGCUCCAGAGUCUAUUUGGGAAAAGUCAGAGAGCAACAAUACUGAAUAAGAUGAGUUAAAAGAUGUGUUGAAGUAGCCUAUUUAUCCCAAUAGUUGACAUUUAUGACUAAAUUAUGUUUCUGAGCUGAACAUUCAAGGUUUGUUUUUCCAGAUUUAACACAAUAACACCAGGGCGUAGCCCUAUCCUUUUCACAAUUAAUGCCAGUAAACCCACUUUAUUGGUGAAACCAGCCUCACCUUUGAUCUGUGUUUGUUAAUUUAUAACCAUCAAGUUUCCUCUUUUUGGUGUAAUGGUGCAGAUGUAAUUAAAAGGUUUUGCUGGCAGUCAAAUUCAAACUUUCAUGUUAACUCUCACAUAUUUUUAGUCUUAGAGUAAGUGCAGAUGGCCCGUAUGUGUCCAGCUACAACAUGUACAAACAGUUAUUGGUUGUGCUCAUUGUUUCCCCCUCAUUUCUCCUUGUUUUAGGUAAAAACAAGACACGCAGCCAAACCAUGGGUUUAUAUCACCUCAUUAACCUCAAGCUGGUGAUGUCACUUCCCUUUUUAGGGCACACAGUGACCGUUUAUGCCAGGAUGACGAGAGAUCUUGGGUUUGUGCUUUUGUUGCUGCUGUCUGCGGCUGUAGAGUCCAACAGCAUGUCUCCACCAGGGAAACCAGUCCUGCUCGGCUGCAGGUCCCCUGAGAAGGAGACGUUCACCUGCUGGUGGGAGCCGGGCUCCGACGGAGGGCUGCCGACCACACACCGCAUGUAUUACGAGAGAGAAAGAUUAGAGGGAACGUACGAGUGUCCAGACUAUCGGUCAGCAGGGAGAAACUCCUGUUUCUUUGACAAGAAUCACACCUCCAUCUGGGUCGACUACUACCUGACAGUGGUGGCCUCCAAUGCCCUCGGGAACGCCACUUCAGACCCCUUUAAGAUGGAUGUGAUGGAAAUCGUGAAGCCUUAUGCUCCUGAGAAUGUGACGCUGCAGGUGGAGGAAAGAGAGGACAGUCCAUGUCUCCAUGUCAGAUGGGAGCCUCCCCAUAACACAGACACCAAGUCUGGCUGGGUCACUAUUAAAUAUGAACUAAGAGUCAAACAAGAAAACCACAACAAGUGGAAGGAGUACAGGUCAGGUACACAGACUCAUUUCAGCCUGUACAGCGUCAGUCCGGGGGUGGUGUACACGGUUCAGGUGCACUGUAGACUGGACCAUGGCGCCUGGAGCGAGUGGAGCAACACUACCUACGUGAAAAUCCCCAACCAUCUUCAGAAUGACAGACCAUUUUGGAUAUUGGUUUCUGUCCUCUCUGCAGUUCCAUUUAUAACAGCAGUGUGUAUUUUGGCCGUGAAGAGAAAACAUGUGAAGCAGUGUGUUCUGCCUCCUGUUCCUGGUCCGAAGAUAAGAGGAAUUGAUGCUCAACUUCUGAAGGGCAGGGGAUCUGAAGAUGUUGACAGCGCCCUGAUCAUCAACCAGAGCUUUCCUCUGAUGGUGUCCGGGAAAGACCAGAUGGAGGAGUACCUGAUUGUGACUGACAAUGAUGAUGGACUCCCCUUCAAUCCUCAAAAAAGUAAGAAAAGCCUGAUUAUUCCUGCUGGAUUCCAGUUGGACGCGGAAAUCUAUUGUAAGGAGUCGACUCUGGCUGGGGAAGGAAAGAAUGAAAUGGAAAACGCAGUUAACCCCUUCAUAAACAGCGGUUAUGUGGAUAUUCAGAGACAUGUAGAAAAUGUGCAGGGCGUGGAUGUGGAACAGGCGGACUACAGAAAAGUGACGGAGGUGAACGGUGACAAUAUUCUCGUCCUCAAGAAAGAAAAUGCUCCACUUAAGAGCUCUGACUACAUUGAUGUUCAGAGUCAAGAGGAGAACAUGUCAGAAGACUACAGCAGGGUGAGAGAGGUAGACCGUGACAAUAUGGUCCUGCUGCAGAAACAAAGUGCGUCAGCUGACACCUCCUGUGAAGAGAAGGAAAACCACCACGCAGACUGUGGCGCUCAGAAGCCAAGAAAACCUCAUGUGUGCACAGAAAUCACCGACGCCGGAUAUGUUGAUACUAUCCCUACACAUUUUUAAUGUAAUGCUUUGUUUUAUAUGCAGCGUUUCAUACAAAUCCCAGAUAUCCACAGUGAGAGUUUUAGAAAAAGGCUGCAGAUAUUUUAGGAUUUUGUAGGUAAAAGGUAGAUUUGUCUUUUUUUUUUUUGGCGUCAAAGGAGGAGUUUAUGAGUUUCACAGCCUGGGGCGAGAAGCUGCUCCGUAGUCUGGUGGUUCGGCAGCAGAUACUUCUGUGUCUUUUCUCA